Molecule: messenger RNA, 6858 nt
Organism: Cladophialophora bantiana CBS 173.52
Lineage: Eukaryota; Fungi; Ascomycota; Eurotiomycetes; Chaetothyriales; Herpotrichiellaceae
Exons: 4
Coding region: 1-6858 (2285 amino acids)
Biological process (GO): fatty acid biosynthetic process
Molecular function (GO): acetyl-CoA carboxylase activity; ATP binding; metal ion binding
Source: RefSeq, a predicted model, not a curated record
AUGGCUCCCGCCGUCAACGGUGUCAAUGGCACCAAACCCUUGGCCAACGGCACCCCCAGCUCGUGGCAAGCAAAGCAUAGUGUGGCAGAUCACUUCAUUGGAGGGAACAGACUAGGGAAGGCUCCUCCGAGCAAGGUCAAGGACUUCGUUCAGGAGCACGAUGGGCACACUGUCAUUACCUCAGUGCUCAUUGCAAACAACGGUAUUGCAGCAGUCAAGGAAAUCCGCUCCGUACGGAAAUGGGCCUACGAGAUGUUCGGCGACGAGCGGGCCAUCCAGUUCACUGUGAUGGCCACGCCAGAAGAUUUACAGGCAAAUGCGGACUACAUUCGUAUGGCUGAUCAAUACGUCGAGGUGCCCGGAGGUACAAAUAACAACAAUUAUGCCAAUGUCGAGCUGAUUGUUGAUAUCGCCGAACGGAUGAACGUCCACGCCGUCUGGGCCGGCUGGGGUCACGCCUCAGAAAAUCCCAAAUUACCCGAAUCCCUGGCGGCCUCACCCAAGAAGAUUGUGUUUAUUGGCCCUCCAGGGUCGGCAAUGCGAUCUCUGGGUGACAAAAUUUCUUCCACAAUCGUCGCACAGCACGCAAAGGUGCCCUGCAUCCCCUGGUCAGGAGAGGGCGUUGAUGAGGUAGAAAUCGACAAAGACGGUAUCGUGACCGUCAAGGAUGAUGUCUACGAGAAAGGCUGCGUACACUCUGCAGAAGAAGGUCUGGCAGCCGCCAGGAAGAUUGGUUUCCCCGUGAUGGUCAAGGCGUCCGAAGGUGGUGGUGGCAAAGGAAUUCGAAAAGUCGAAGACGAGUCGCAGUUCGUGGAGCUCUACAACGCCGCCGCUAAUGAAAUUCCGGGAUCUCCCAUCUUUAUCAUGAAGCUGGCAGGAAAUGCCCGUCACUUGGAAGUGCAGUUGCUGGCUGACCAGUAUGGCAACAACAUCUCCAUCUUUGGCAGAGAUUGCUCCGUUCAGCGAAGACAUCAGAAGAUCAUCGAAGAGGCUCCCGUUACCAUUGCUAGCCAAGACACUUUCCGUAAUAUGGAGGCUGCAGCCGUCCGCCUCGGUGAGUUGGUCGGCUACGUCUCUGCCGGUACGGUGGAAUACCUCUAUUCACAUGCAGACGACAAAUUCUACUUCCUGGAGCUGAAUCCCCGUCUCCAAGUCGAGCACCCUACAACUGAAAUGGUCAGCGGCGUCAAUCUACCUGCUGCUCAGCUGCAAGUUGCUAUGGGUCUCCCGCUACACCGCAUCCGUGACAUUCGCUUGUUGUACGGAGUCGACCCUCACACGGCGACGGAAAUCGAUUUCCAUUUCAAGAAUGAAGCCAGCUUGAAGACCCAACGACGACCCCGUCCGAAGGGUCACUGCACAGCUUGCCGUAUCACCUCGGAAGAUCCGGGUGAGGGCUUCAAGCCGUCGAGCGGUACUAUGCACGACCUCAACUUCCGUUCAAGCUCGAACGUCUGGGGUUAUUUCUCCGUCUCCUCAAACUCUAGUAUUCACAGUUUCUCCGAUAGCCAGUUCGGGCAUAUUUUCGCCUACGGUGAGAACCGAUCUGCUUCCCGCAAACAUAUGGUUGUCGCUCUGAAGGAACUGAGUAUCCGAGGAGACUUCAGAACUACCAUUGAAUAUCUCAUCAAGCUGCUGGAAACUCCCGCUUUUGAGGACAAUACUAUUACCACUGGAUGGCUCGAUCAACUCAUUUCCAACAAAUUGACAGCCGAGCGACCUGACCAAAUGCUCGCCGUUCUCGCUGGCGCCGUGACCAAAGCUCACAUUGCCAGUGAGUCAUGCAUCGCUGAGUAUCGCAGAGGACUCGAGAAGGGUCAAGUGCCCGCCAAAGACGUCCUCAAGACAGUCUUCCCAGUUGAUUUCAUCUAUGAGGGUCAUCGAUACAAAUUCACCGUCACAAGAUCCAGUCUCGAUAGCUAUCACAUUUUCAUCAACGGGUCAAAGUGCUCCGUUGGCAUCCGCACUCUCGCAGAUGGUGGCCUGUUGAUGCUGGUUGCCGGUCGAUCUCACAGUCUCUAUUGGAAAGAAGAACCUACGGCCAUCCGCCUGAGCGUUGACAGCAAGACUUGCUUGUUGGAACAAGAGAAUGACCCCACGCAGCUCCGAACUCCGUCCCCCGGAAAGCUGGUCAAAUUUACCGUCGAAAACGGUGAACACGUCAAGGCCGGCCAGGCAUAUGCAGAGGUCGAGGUCAUGAAGAUGUACAUGCCUCUCAUUGCUCAGGAGGAUGGUGUUGUGCAAUUCAUCAAACAGCCAGGAGCUACUCUGGAAGGUGGUGAUAUCCUGGGUAUACUGGCUUUGGAUGAUCCCUCUCGGGUCAAGACCGCGGAGACAUUCACUGGCCAAUUACCAAACCUUGGACCCCCUCAGGUCGUGGGUAACAAGCCUCCUCAACGAUUUGCUCUCCUCCAUGGUAUCCUCCAGAAUAUCCUGAUGGGCUUCGACAACCAGGUCAUCAUGGCCUCGACACUCAAGGAGUUGGUGCAGGUAUUGAGGGAGCCCGAGUUGCCAUAUGGUGAAUGGGCUGCUAGAUCGUCUGCUCUGCAUUCGAGAACUCCGCAGAAGCUGGACGCUCAGCUUGAGCAAAUUGUUGAGCGAGCACAUUCUCGCCAAGCUGAGUUUCCGGCGAAGCAACUUCAAAAGGCCAUCAACCGCUACAUUGAGGAGAACAUGUCCACAAACGACGGAGCCGCGCUUCACUCCACUUUGCAACCUCUUGAGGAUGUUUGUGCAAGAUACGCUGAUGGCUUGAAGAUCCACGAAUACAACGUCUUCAUCGGGCUCCUCGAUCAGUAUUACCAAGUUGAGAAACUCUUUGCUUCUGGCACCGCUAGAGAUGAAGACGUGAUCUUGAAACUGCGGGAACAGAAUAAAGAUGAUCUCAUCUCAGUGGUUUGGACUGUCUUGUCCCACACCCGCGUGUCUGCCAAGAACAAUUUGAUCAUCGCCAUUUUGGAUCUUUACAGACCGAAUCAACCAAACGUUGGAAACGUUGGCAAAUACUUCAGACCAGCUCUGCGCCGACUCACCGAGCUUGAAUCACGUGCAACUGCGAAGGUUGCGCUCAAGGCUCGCGAGCUGCUCAUUCUCUGCGCCUUGCCUUCUCUGGAGGAGAGAGCGUCUCAGAUGGAGCAUAUCCUCAAAUCUUCCGUGGUUGAAUCCAAGUAUGGAGAGACCGGCUGGGAGCAUCGCGAGCCGGACCUUGACGUGUUGAGGGAAGUAGUGGACUCUCGUUACACCGUAUUUGAUGUGUUGCCCCUCUUCUUCGCUCAUCAUGAUCCAUGGGUUGGUCUCGCCGCUCUCGAAGUGUACGUGCGACGUGCCUACCGUGCCUAUACCGUCAAGGAAGUCGAGUAUCACAACGACGUUGAGCCGCCGUUUUACCUCUCAUGGGACUUUGUCCUUCGCAAAGUGGGACAAUCAGAGUUCGGGCUGCCACUAGCAUCUUCAUACCCAUCAGGACAGGCAACUCCUUCCCAGAACGGCAAUCAGUUCAAACGUAUUGCAUCCGUCAGUGACUUAUCAUACCUCAACAAGCUGCAAGGAGACGACGAGCCUUCGCGCAAGGGUGUCAUUGCCCCUUGCCACUAUCUGGAUGAGGUUGAUGAAUGUCUCGCUCGCGCCCUCGAGGCGUUCCCCAAAGGGGCUCCAGAGAAGCGCCCUACUACGCAACAUCUUAUGCCGACCCUCGACAGCCAGAGAAGGCCACAAAAGCAGGAGACGCUUGAAGACGAUUUGACCAACGUCUGCAACAUUGCCAUCCGCGACAUUGAAAACCUGACCGACGAAGAGAUUCUGAAUCGUGCACAAAGCUUGAUCGAGGAGUACAAGUCGGAAUUGUUGGCUCGCAAGGUCCGUCGUAUCACCUUCAUCUGUGGCCACAAAGAAGGUACCUACCCUGGAUACUUCACCUUCCGUGGGCCGACGUACGAGGAAGACCUUAGCAUUCGUCACAAUGAACCUGCCCUCGCUUUCCAGCUUGAACUUGGAAGAUUGUCCAAGUUCAAGAUUAAACCGGUCUUUACCGAAAACAGAAAUAUCCACAUUUACGAGGCCAUUGGCAAGGGCGACGACAGGGACAAGGUCGUUGAUAAGCGUUACUUCACCCGUGCUGUGGUUCGACCGGGACGUCUCAAGGAUGAGAUCCCUACCGCUGAGUACCUUAUCUCAGAGACUGAUCGAUUGGUCAACGACAUCUGCGACGCUCUUGAGAUCAUCGGCAACAACAACUCUGAUUUGAACCACAUCUUUAUCAACUUCACUCCGGUGUUCAAUUUGCAACCUAGAGACGUGGAGGAGCAAGUUGCUGGCUUCUUGGAGCGCUUCUCUCGCAGAUUCCUCCGCCUUCGAGUAACUGGCGCUGAGAUCAGAAUCCUUUGCACAGACCCCGAGAGUGGAUUGCCAUAUCCUUUGCGCGUCAUCAUCACGAACACUUCUGGGUAUGUCGUCAAAGUAGAGACAUAUGUCGAAAAGAAGGCGCGCAAUGGCGAGUGGGUAUUCGAGAGCAUCGGUGGCACUACCAAGAUUGGUGCCAUGCAUCUGCGCCCUGUUUCCACACCUUACCCUACCAAGGAGUGGCUGCAGCCGAAACGUUACAAGGCUCACCUUAUGGGCACUCAGUAUGUGUACGAUUUCCCUGAGCUAUUCAGACAGGCCAUCUACAACUGCUGGAACAAGGCCGUCGCGAAACAUGCUCCGCUGGCUGAGUCCAAACCGGAGAUUGCGACUUGCCUUGAGUAUAACGAGCUGAUCCUCGAUGAUGGUGAUAAUGUCACCGAGGUGUCCCGUGAAGCGGGUACUAAUACUUGCGGUAUGGUCGCUUGGAUUUUGACCGCCAAAACUCCAGAAUACCCAAGAGGCAGAAGAUUCAUCAUCAUUGCCAACGAUAUCACCUACCAGAUCGGCUCUUUCGGCCCUGUGGAGGACAAGUUUUUCAACAAGUGCACAGAAUACGCCCGAAAACUUGGUAUUCCCCGUAUCUAUCUUUCUGCCAACUCUGGUGCCCGUAUUGGUAUGGCCGAGGAACUUAUUCCUCACUUCUCCGUUGCGUGGAACGACGAGUCGAACCCAAGCUCGGGCUUCAAGUAUCUUUACCUGACUCCUGAGAAGAGGGAGUUGCUGAGCAAGACUGACAUCAUCACCGAGAAGGUCGUCGAGGAUGGCGAGGAGCGACACAAGAUCACGACCAUUGUUGGUGCCAAGGACGGACUGGGCGUGGAAUGCUUGCGUGGCUCUGGUCUCAUUGCUGGGGCUACAUCUAGGGCUUAUGAGGACAUCUUUACCUUGACUCUUGUCACCUGUCGCUCCGUCGGUAUCGGUGCUUACCUUGUCCGUCUUGGUCAACGUGCUAUUCAGAUCGAAGGUCAGCCAAUUAUCCUGACUGGUGCCCCUGCCCUCAACAAGGUGCUGGGCAAGGAAGUUUACACUUCAAACUUGCAGCUCGGUGGUACCCAAAUCAUGUACAAGAACGGUGUUUCCCACAUGACUGCCAGUGAUGACUUCCAAGGUGUCGAGAAGAUUGUGGAAUGGCUGUCCUUUGUCCCCGACAAGAAGGGCCAACCGGUUCCAGUUAGCCCGCCGUCAGACCCCUGGGAUCGCGACAUCACGUUCUACCCACCGAAGGGACCUUACGAUGUGAGGCACCUCAUCGGGGGCAAGGAGGAUGAGGAAGGUUUCCUGUCUGGUCUUUUCGACAAGGACUCCUUCCAAGAAGCUCUAGGUGGCUGGGCCAGAACCGUGGUUGUGGGUCGUGCUCGACUGGGUGGCAUCCCCAUGGGUGUGAUCGCAGUUGAGACCCGCACUGUCGAGAACGUCACGCCCGCCGACCCUGCAAAUGCUGACUCUAUGGAGCAAAUUGUGCAAGAGGCCGGAGGCGUGUGGUUCCCCAACUCCGCCUUCAAGACCGCACAAGCCCUGAGAGACUUCAACUUCGGGGAGCAACUCCCAUGUAUGAUCCUCGCCAACUGGCGGGGUUUCUCUGGAGGUCAGCGAGACAUGUACAACGAGGUGCUCAAAUAUGGUUCGUACAUCGUCGAUGCCCUCGUCAAGUACGAGCAGCCGGUCUUCGUCUACAUUCCUCCUUUCGGUGAGCUCCGUGGUGGUUCAUGGGUCGUUGUUGACCCAACCAUCAACCCUGAACAGAUGGAGAUGUAUGCGGACAUCGAGUCGCGUGGUGGUGUCUUGGAGCCAGAGGGUAUUGUUGGCAUCAAAUACCGAAAAGAAAGACAGCUGGAGACCAUGGCCCGCUUGGAUCCCACAUACGCCGGGCUUAAGGCUCAGUCUCUCGCCAAAAACUUGAGUGCUGAGCAACUCAACGCUAUCAAGGCCAAGAUGACUGAGCGUGAGCAACUCCUUGGACCGAUUUACCUGCAAAUUGCCCUUCAAUUCGCCGAUCUGCACGACCGUGCGGGACGUAUGCAGGCCAAGGGAACAAUCCGGAUGCCUUUGGAAUGGAAGAAUGCCAGACGUUUCUUCUACUGGCGUCUUCGAAGGAGACUGUCUGAGGAGGUCCUUCUCAAGAAAAUCAACAGCAGCUUGGCUGCAGGCCAGGCUCCGGUGACCACCGCCAAUGGCAUGACACAAAGGGAGCAGAACCUAGCCACACUCAAGAACUGGUCUGGUCUGUUGGAUGCCGAGUUCGAGAAGGAUGACCGCAAGGUGGCUGAAUGGUAUGAGAGCCACAGGAAGGAGGUGUAUGCCAAGAUUGACGCCGUCAAGACAGAGGCGGUCAGCAAACGAGUCGCCGAGUUAUUGAUGGGUAACAAGGAAGGUGGAUUGAAGGGUGUCCGUGAAGUAUUGAGCCUUGUGCCCACGAGUGAGCGGGAGCAGUUGGUCAAAUACUUGACCGGUGCAUAA